CAUCGAAGGAGGACGUGUUUUUCGAUCAUCUCCCUGAGUAUUAAAGGGAAUAUCCGUUGAAUAAAAAGCACCAUGGGGAGCCCCGACCGCACCCCCCUCCUAGUCCUCCCCCUCCUCCUCCUCCUCCUCCCCCUCCUCCUCCUGCUCCUGCCGGGCGAGCUGGCGGCCACGGCGAUCCCCGACGUCGCUCCCGAAGAAGGCGCAGACGGAGGAGACUACUGCCUCUCCGACGACCGCCGCCCUUUCUCGGGCUUCGCCGCCAUGACGCCCUACGCCGCCGUGCGACCCCCGAGGGCUUCCUUCGAGAGUUUCGCUCCCGAGGGGUGCCAACCUGUCCAGCUGUGGCACUUAAUUCGCCACGGCAGCAGGGUUAUUCACAAGUUCGAGUAUUCAAGGCUGGAAGUCAUGUUGCCGACUCUCAAAAGAAUGAUUCUCAAGUCUCAUAGCUAUGGCAACGGCGAACUCUGCCCCCGGGACUUGGCUCUCCUGCGCGCCUGGAGGACUAGCAAGCUCGACGCCGGGGACACGCGGCAUCUCACGCCUGAAGGGAGGAAGGAAAUCGAGGGCAUCGCGCUGAGGUUCAAGGCAGCCUUUCCUGAGCUGGUGUACAAGCCCUACCACGUGGGCAAGGCGCAGGAGGAGAACGAGCGAGGGAAACCUGGCGAAGGAACUAAGUUCGCCUUCGCGCCCUCCUUCCCCACGUAUGACAGUGCCGUCACGUACCUCGAGACUUUGUAUGGGCGCCACUGGGGUCACGUGGGCCUUGAUCUAAACGGAUCUCCAGCUUUGCAGUAUUUCUACUUCUGUCGGAACUACAUCACGAAAGUAGUCAUCUGCAGUAAGAAGAAGAAACCUUUUCAUAACUUCAUCAGUGGGAAGUUUAUGGAAGAAGUCAUCAGCAGGGUUUCCAAAAGGCUGGGUAUUGCCGUGACCAUAGCCAAACUCCGCGCCAUGUACAACGCGUGUCGGUACCAGAAGGCGUGGAGACCAGAGAGGCCGUCCGCCUGGUGCGCCGCCUUCACCCCCCGCGACCUGGAGGUGCUGGAGUACUGGGAGGACCUCCGCAUGUACCACGACCAGGGCCCCGCGCACUCGAUAACGUACAAGCAAGCGUGUCUUCUGGGUGCUGAUUUGCUGCUCCAUUUCCGACGCCGAGUGAAUGACAACAUCACAGAUAUUGACUCCACGACCUACUUCGUCAGCAUGGAAGCUUUGGUCCCGUUCCUCUCCCUCCUGGGCUUGUUCAAGGACUCGGAGCCACUGACAGAGGAGAACAUUAACCCAGACCGAGUGUGGAAGACGUCGAAAUUCUCGAGCUACGGGAGUAACUUGGCUUUCGUACUCUCCUUGUGUGAAGACAACAGCUGGUGGGUGAGUGCUCUCCUGAACGAAGUCAAGAUCCAGCUGCCCGGAUGCGACACCGUCUUCGGAUGCCCGUGGGGGAGAUUCGUCGAGGAGUUUGAUUACCUCGAAAACUGCGACUUCCAUGUUUUGUGUGGGGGAAUUUCGUAUCAGCUGAGGCGGACGCAAACCUGGCAAUUACUGUACAUCAUGAACAACUGGAUGUAAGAUGACCAGCUGGUGUGAAAAGCGAAGAAUUUGGGAUUAACGGAAGCUGUUGAUGGCUGUUUUGAGUUGCAAGUCAUUUUCAUUUAGAGGAAGGACAUUUUUGUUGAAUAGGGAAGAUUACUGUAUGAUUUUUUUUUUUGCUUUUUCUAUAUCUUUGUUCUCUCUUUUUUUGUCCAUUUUCAAGAAUUUUAUUAGCUUAUAUUCAUUAUUUUGAUUUGGAAGUUAUAGAAUGAACCUUGCUCAUUGUGUGCAGACCUUCUUCAAAUGAGGAAAUUCUUUUUUGUAUAUGGAAUAAAGCUAUACUUUGG
Penaeus chinensis is the source of this 1877-nucleotide messenger RNA. Its product is annotated as multiple inositol polyphosphate phosphatase 1-like. The record is from RefSeq and is a predicted model, not a curated record. The transcript is spliced from 12 exons. NCBI's taxonomy places the organism in Eukaryota, Metazoa, Arthropoda, Malacostraca, Decapoda, Penaeidae. The coding region runs from base 73 to 1569 and encodes 498 amino acids. Gene Ontology annotation, molecular function: inositol phosphate phosphatase activity; acid phosphatase activity.